AUGGAACAAGAUAAAGACACUCUCUUUACAAAAGAAUUUGAUAAUUGGGAAGAAUUUCAAAAAACAUUUGAAAAUUGGUGCAUUACUUAUUAUCAACCAGUGAAUGUUAAACGUACUUCAAUGAAAUAUAACGAAAAACUAAUGAAAGAUUUAUUUGAUCGUUUUCGAUACCAACAUGUAAUAAAUAAAAAAUUAGAAGAAAAUAAUGAAGCAUAUGAUUUAUGCAAAACGCUAAUUGCUGCAAAGACUUCAACAUAUAAUAAUCGAAAAUUAAUAAGUGAUAAAUUUGACAUUAAUUUAACAAGAAAAGAUAUAAAUAAUUUUAAACAAAAAUUAAAAUUUAACUUAGUUGGAGAUAAAAGCGAUCCAGAAUUAUUAAAAACAUGGAUUAAUCAAAUAUUAAAUGAUAACUCUCAGAAUUCUGUUCAAAUUAAAAUUAAUGACAAUGGUGUUUUAGAAUGUUUAUAUAUUCAAACUUCUCAAAUGAAAACAUGGUUUAAAAAAUAUUCAAAUAUCGUUCAUAUAGAUUCGACAUUUAAAGUUAAUAUUGAAAAUUAUCAAUUAUAUAUAUGUUUAGUACAAAACGCUAAUUUAAAAGGUGUACCUGUUGCUUACUGCUUAAUGAAACUUAAUGAUUUAUCUGAAACACAAGUUGUCAUGAUUGAUAAAGAUUUAACAAAUGCUGGUAUUUUACAAGAUUAUUUUGAUAAAGCACGAACAUUAUUAUGUGUAUUCCAUGUUUUGAAAUAUUUAAAAGUUCAA
Rotaria sp. Silwood1 is the source of this 762-nucleotide messenger RNA. NCBI's taxonomy places the organism in Eukaryota, Metazoa, Rotifera, Eurotatoria, Philodinida, Philodinidae. The record is from the annotation of a GenBank genome assembly.